AUGCUACUAGAAGUUAACGAGCAGGAGACAACCAUCGGCGCACUCAAGGAGGAGAUAUCUAAGCUGGUCGAAGGCGAAGCGGUGACUGUCAGUGCGCUUUCGCAGAGGAGCGUGGUGGAGUUGAGGGAUGUCGACAGUUGGUCGGACAGGGAUGAAGUCACACAGGCUCUGGCCUCGGUGACCGGUCUACCAAAGAAGGAUGUACAGAUCAUCAGUCUCCGCAGGGACUUUGGUGGCUCGAAGGUGGCGGUUGCGCUACUCCCAGCGGCAGUAGCUCACAAACUAGUAGAGAAAGGCAGAGCGAGGAUCGGGCUGGUGAACUGCAGAGUCCGCCUUGGGCAGACCCGCACUCGCUGUUUUAAAUGCCUUGCUAUGGGACAUGACUCCAAGAGCUGCACUGGGCCGGACAGAUCGACCUGCUGCCGGAGAUGCGGAGCUCUGGGCCACCAGGCCAAGGACUGCGUUGCAGAACGAGAAGUCGCGGCGACGUUUACCAAGGUCCUAAACCAAGAAAUAACAACGGACAAGCAGGCUUUGAAAAAAGAGGCAUUAGGACACUAA
Molecule: messenger RNA, 561 nt
Organism: Macrosiphum euphorbiae (potato aphid)
Lineage: Eukaryota; Metazoa; Arthropoda; Insecta; Hemiptera; Aphididae
Source: the annotation of a GenBank genome assembly